GCAAGUUUUAGAGGUUUUUAACCUCUCCCUCCCCAGUUAUAACGGCAUGCUGGUGUCGUCUGGGUGAUAUGUCUGAGGCUUUGCUUUGUAUCUUGCAAAUUGAUUCACUUACAAUAUACAAUAUAUCCGGUGAAGUAGUAUCCAUUCCCCUCCCCCAUACCAUUGCAUCAAUAUGGCCUCUUCCAUUUGGUUUGCUACUCCAGCCAGCAGCUGAAGGGAGCUCAUUGACACAAUCUACUUCUUUAUCCACAAGUCCUUUGUUUGGUGCUCGUGAUAUAUCUCGUCCUAGAAGAGAAAUUGGGCACACUCCACAACACAAUGCCGCUGUUUUGGGAACAUUUGAUUAUUUGAUGAGAGCGGACACAGUUACCCUGUCUUCGCAUCUGAUUCUGAAGGAUCUGUUGGAAGAACCACAGUCAAUGUAUAUUGAAGAGAGAGGAAAAUUUAACAUAAUGAAGGAUUUUGAUGAAAGAACAAUUUGGACCAGCGAUCAAAUUCCUCUAAUGGCAACAUAUAAUAAAGGAAAGAUGCAGCAUUCAGUGUGGGUUGCUGAAAUCAUCAAUUCCAAUCUUGAAGUGGCAACUAAUGCUGAUGUGGUUCCUGAUGGUGUAUUAGCUAAACUAUUCUCCUUUCGCAGAAUAUGGCAAGGAAAGGGUGCACAGACAGCUGCUUGUAAGGUUUUUCUGGCAACUGAUGAUGAUGCAGCUCCUGUUAUCUGUUUUCUUCUUCAAGAACAGAAGAAGCUGUUGUCAGUAAGGCUUCAAAGUAUUGAAAUUAAUAAUGAAAUCAUCUUUGAUGUUAAACCUGACAUGAGCUGGAGCAUACCUGCAAUUGCAGCAGCACCAGUGGUAGUAACUCGUCCAAGAGUGAAAGUGGGAUUGCUGCCAUAUACAGACAUCAUUGUUUUGGCUCCAGAAAACACACUUCUUCUUUAUUCUGGGAAGCAAUGCCUGUGCAAGUAUUUGUUGCCCUCUUGUUUGCGCAAAGGCACCCUUUUGCAUAAUUCAGAGUUCUCAGAGACUGCAUCUAUUCCCUAUGACUUAAAGAUUUUAGGAUUGGCUGAUGCUGUUGAGGGGCGUGUGAAUCUAAUAACAAAUAAUGGACAGAUGUUUCGAUGUGUCUUACGAAGAGGUCCUUCAUCUUCAUUGGUGAAUGAUUGCAUCACAGCAUUGGCUGAGGGUCUUAGUUCCAGAUUUUAUAAUCAUUUCCUUGUUCUUCUUUGGGGGGAUACUAAGUCCGACUAUUUGUCAAGGCCUGAUUCUAGUGUUGAUUCUGAAUGGGACUCGUUCUGUGAUGUUAUACUUGGAAUGUGUAGAAAGUCCAGUGCAGUUUCUCAGAAGCAUUUGAAUGCACUACCUCUUUCAUCCUGGGAACUCCUUCUUAACAGUAAAUUUCACAAGAGUUACCCAAAACUUAACUUCAUUACUGGAAUUUCUUCUGGAACCUCACUUGAUGCAGGGCAAAUGGAUUCUUCUGGUCCUAAUAUGAAAGGUAAACAAAGUGUAGAAGAAUCAUUUUGCUCUGAGCUGUUAGAGGAGAGUUUGGAUUCUCUGCAUGCACUAUAUGAAAGUCUGAAACUGGAUAAACUUCGCAAACGGGACUUGGAGCUUCUGGCAGUUCUACUAUGCAACAUUGCCAAGUUUCUUGGCCAGGAGAAUUAUUUAGAUCAUUAUACUCGUGAUUUUCCUGUUCUUUUUAAGAAAAUUGGGAAAUGUGCAAAAGCUUUUUCCAAAAAAACUCCACCAAGUAUAUUCAGAUGGCUUGAAAACUGUUUGCAACUCGGUUGUAUUGCAGCUAAUACAAAUGAUCUCCCAACUUUGAUAUAUAAAGAUGGAAGUUCUGUUGUGAGCUGGGCACGGAAGAUAGUUUCUUUCUACAGUUUAUUAUGUGGUGGUAACCGGACAGGGAAGAAGCUACCUUCUGGUGUUUCCUGUAAUGUUGCUAUGGGAUCAUAUUGCAAUAGUGAGGAGCUCACAGUCUUGGCAAUGGUUGGGGAAAGAUUUGGACUGCAACAAUUUGACUCACUGCCUUCUGGUGUAUCACUUCCUUUGCGACAUGUGUUAGAUAAGUGCCGGGAAUCUCCUCCAACUGACUGGCCUGCUGCUGCAUAUGUUCUUCUUGGUCGAGAAGACCUGGCUUUGUCGCGUUUGACACAUCCCCGAAAAUCAAAAGAAGUUGAAACCCAAUCCAAUGUGAAUUUAAUAUCCAUGUCUGCCCCAUACAUGCUACAUUUGCAUCCAGUGACAAUUCCUUCUGCUGUUUCUGAUACAACUGGAGUGGAAAGUUCCAAGUUUGAGGAUACUGAUUCUGUUGAUGGCUCUAUGAUGGAUGGUAUGGAACACAUCUUCAGCUCUAGCACUCAUUUGCAGUAUGGUCGAGAUCUGCGAUUGAAUGAGGUUAGACGCAUUAUGUGUUCUGCAAGACCGGUGGCUAUCCAAACAUCUGUUAAUCCCAGUACCUCGGAUCAGGAUAUCCAACAGGCUCAAUUGUGGCAACUAGCACAAAGGACUACUGCUCUUCCUCUGGGCCGUGGGGCAUUUACUUUGGCAACAAUAUCUACUCUCUUAACAGAGGCCUUCACUGUACCAAAACUUGUUCUAGCAGGUCGGUUGCCUGCCCAACAAAAUGCAACUGUUAAUUUGGACCCCAGUAUAAGGAAUAUACAAGAGCUUAAAUCUUGGCCAGAGUUUCACAAUGCUGUGGCUGCUGGGCUAAGGCUGGCCCCCCUUCAGGGAAAAGUAUCAAGAACAUGGAUUAUAUAUAACAAACCUGAGGAACCAAAUGUUAUUCAUGCUGGGCUUCUUCUUGCUCUAGGAUUACAUGGAUAUCUACGUGUUUUGAUUAUUACCGACAUAUACACCUACUUCACACAGGAACACGAGAGCACAACUGUAGGCUUAAUGCUUGGCCUGGCUGCUUCUUAUAGGGGGACAAUGCAACCAGCAAUAUCUAAGUCACUUUAUGUACAUAUACCUGCUCGACAUUCUUCUUCGUUUCCAGAGUUGGAACUACCAACCAUUCUGCAGUCAGCAGCAUUAGUGUCAGUUGGGCUUCUUUAUGAAGGAUCAGUGCACCCACAAACAAUGCAAAUCCUUUUGGGUGAAAUGGGACGUAGAAGUGGAGGUGACAAUGUUCUUGAGAGGGAGGGCUAUGCUGUUUCUGCAGGCUUUGCAUUGGGUCUUGUUGCAUUGGGUCGAGGGGAAGAUGCACUUGGUUUCAUGGACAGUUUGGUUGAUCGAUUGUUCCACUAUAUUGGUGGCAAGGAAAUUCAUAAUGAAAGACCGCUUUUCUUGACACCAUCUAUUGAUGAACACAAUCGUGGUGUUGGGCAGAUGAUGGAUGGAACUGCAGUCAAUGUUGAUGUUACGGCACCUGGAGCUAUAAUUGCUCUUGCUCUAAUGUUUUUGAAGACUGAAUCAGAGCCUAUUGUAUCACGGCUUUCUAUUCCUCAGACUCAUUUUGAUUUGCAAUAUGUGAGGCCUGACUUCAUAAUGCUUCGAGUCAUUGCUCGGAAUUUGAUAAUGUGGAGCAGGGUGCACCCCUCCAAAGACUGGAUUCUGUCACAGAUUCCUGAAAUUGUCAAAAGUGGUGUUGAAGGCCUCAGAGAUGAUAUUAGUGAUGUUGAUGAAAUGGAUGCAGAAACCUUUGUCCAGGCAUAUGUUAAUGUAGUGGCUGGAGCAUGUAUUUCUCUAGGUUUGAGGUUUGCUGGAACAAAAGAUGGAAACGUGCAGGAAUUACUUUAUGAAUAUGCUAUUUAUUUUCUAAACGAGAUCAAGCCUGUUUCUGCUUCAAGUGGAAGUACUUUUCCCAAGGGAUUGUCUCGCUAUGUUGAUCGGGGCACGUUGGAAAUAUGCCUUCACCUCAUUGUUCUUUCCUUGUCCGUGGUUAUGGCUGGUUCUGGACAUCUGCAAACAUUCCGGUUACUAAGAUUUCUUCGCAGCCGUAACUCUGCAGAUGGUCAUGCAAAUUAUGGUAUUCAAAUGGCAGUAAGCUUGGCCAUUGGUUUCUUAUUUCUUGGGGGAGGAAAGCAGACAUUUUCAAUGAGCAAUAGUUCUAUUGCUUCUUUACUAAUUACUCUUUACCCAAGAUUGCCUACUGGACCAAAUGAUAACCGGUGUCACCUUCAGGCAUUUAGGCAUUUGUAUGUCCUUGCGACAGAGGCUCGCUGGAUUCAAACGGUUGAUGUUGACAGUGGUCUACCUGUUUACGCCCCUCUUGAAGUUACUAUUAAGGAAACUGAACAUUAUGCAGAAACAAGUUUUUGUGAAGUUACCCCUUGUAUUUUGCCUGAACGUGCUGCUUUGAAGAGGGUACGCGUUUGUGGCCCUCGGUAUUGGCCUCAAGUGAUGGAGCUUGUCCCUGAAGAUAAACCUUGGUGGAGUUUUGGGGACAAGAACAACCCAUUUAAUUCUGGUGUUCUCUAUAUCAAACGAAAGGUUGGAGCUUGUUCAUAUGUGGAUGAUCCCAUAGGGCGCCAAUCACUGCUGUCACGAGCAAUGCACAAGGUUUUUGGUUUGAUGAGUACAAAACCGUGCAAUCCUUGUGGCAAAAGUGGGUCGGACUCUGUUUCAGUCGAUCAGUUGGUCAGUACCUUCUCUUCUGAUCCUAGCUUAAUUGCCUUUGCACAACUCUGUUGUGAUCCUUCUUGGAAUAGCAGAUCCGAUGCUGAUUUCCAGGAAUUCUGCUUGCAAGUAUUAUAUGAAUGCAUUAGCAAAGACAGACCGGCUCUUUUACAGGUCUAUUUGUCGUUAUAUACUACUAUUGGAUCCAUGGUUGACCAAGUUACAAAUGGUACUUUUGUUUUCAGAGACUCUCUUGCUAUUUCUAGUUUGAAGCUUGCGCUAACCUACAACGAGGCUCUUCUGAAAGGAAGCUUGACCACUUCAAGAGGUGGUGUUGUUCAAUCUAUCUUUCUUGGGUCUCUUCGGAAGCAGGUAGAAGAGCUCUUAAAAUUGUCGGAGCAAUCGAAAAAUUAUUUGUACAACUAUUUGAAUUCAGCAAGAUGGCCCGAUGAUGAAACACAAGGAGAGAAGGAUUCAGUAAUUCAUUCAUGGUAUCUUCAAUGGUUUGGAGUACCAGCUCCAUCUGUGAUCCAGAUGGCAAUGGAGAAACUUAAGCCGAAGAUCUUGUCAUCAUCUUCAGUUCCAUUUUUGCGGUUAUUAUUCCCUACUACUCACAUAAAUGCGAUUGAUGAGAUAGAUAAGUUAUUGUUUUCUUCUCAAGUUGGCUGAUGAGGUCUGUCAAAUAAGUGUAUUAAAUUAUUCUCUGCAAUUUUGGUAGCAGCUAAUUAAUUUAACUAGGUCUAGAACAAUCUUUGGGUUGCCAUCUCCAAUUCUGAUAUAAAGAAUCUUGCCUUCCAUUUCUUAAACAGGUUGCCCAUUCUGAUAGAAACUCACAUUCAUCUUCUUUAUACAAAGGAUGUGUUUUGUUAUCCAAAACCCAAUCUCCUGUAAAAACAUCACAAGCUUCUGUUUUCUCUACUCCUACAAUAUUACUUCUGUUUUCAUUUCCUUUUACAACUAACAAUAGCAUCUCCUUUCCUUCUAUGCUAUUUUCUUGAUC
Jatropha curcas is the source of this 5562-nucleotide messenger RNA. NCBI's taxonomy places the organism in Eukaryota, Viridiplantae, Streptophyta, Magnoliopsida, Malpighiales, Euphorbiaceae. The record is from RefSeq and is a predicted model, not a curated record.